AUGUUCAAUCCUUACAACAUUAAUCAAAGAAACAUCAAAGCCUUAAGCAAGAUUGAUGCCCUAAAAGAAAUUGAACAAAGACUAAGCACCUUAGUCAUCCCUGAGACUCCUCAGAAGGAGACUCAGAACCAAUCCCAAGUUUCAGAUAAUACCAAAACCAUUGGAGUCAUAAAUCACAAAGACUCUGAUGAAGAAUCAAAUACCAUAAAUUCCAUAGAUGAACAAAACUUUCAAAGGUCUUACUCAAGACCAACAUUCCCAGACCUUCAAAUGGAGAAACGAGGAAUUUAUUCCCAGGCCUCCUACCAAAGUGGUGUCAUCUUUGAAUGGAACAUAGAUGGCAUGUCUGAAUACAAUAUCAUUAACAAACUUCAAGAAAUGACCAUGGUAGCAAAUGCCUACCGGAUCAAAGAGACCUCUGACCAGGCCAUUGCUGACCUCCUGGCUUCAGGAUUCACCGGCCAACUCAAAGGAUGGUGGGACUAUGUCCUAACCACUAACCAAAAAACUGAGAUUUUGACUACCGUCCAAACCACUAAAGACAGAGUUAUUAUCCUUGAAGAUGGCAGGGUUGUUGAAGAUGCCGUCAACACCCUCAUAUACAACAUAACCAAAUACUUUCUAGGAGACCCUUCUAGAUUAAAAGAUAGGUCCUCUGAACAAUUAAGAAACUUAAGGUGCAGAAAAUUACACAACUUUAAGUGGUAUAAAGACAUUUUUAUGACAAAAGUAUUAACCAGAGAGGAUGCAAACUCCCCUUUUUGGAAAGAAAAAUUUAUAACCGGAUUACCAAGUGUCUUCUCUGAGAAGAUCAAACAAAGACUUAGAAAAGAAAACAAUGGUGAGAUUCCAUAUGGAAACCUCACUUAUGGAGACCUUAUCAACACCAUACAUGCAGAGGGCAUAGCCCUUUGCACAGACUUAAAACUGGCAAAACAAAUGAAAAAAGAAACGAAGUCUUACAAAGAACUAGGUGGAUUCUGUGAACAAUACGGAUUCCCAGUUCCAAAACCCCCUUCAAACAAGAAUGAUAAAAAACAUUCUAAGUUUAAAAACAAGAGACAUUCUAGGGAAAAAUAUUCAAAAGAACCAACAAAAGAGUUCUACACAAAACCCAGGUAUUCAAAAAAGAAAAGGUUUCAAGUAAAGAAACCUCAAGAAGAAACCAGGGAUAAACCUUCAACAAGUCAAGAUAAAAGAAAGUGUUUUAACUAUGGCAAACUAGGCCACAUUGCAAAGUACUGCAAGGCAGCAAAAAAGGUGAGCCCGCUACACCUGGACCAAGAAACUCAUAACAAAAUAUUCAAACUAUUCGCCGAGUCUGACUCAGACUCAGAAGAUGAAAUCUUCUAUGAAGUCAAUCAAGUUAACCAAGACAUUGAGUCCAGCAGUGCCUCUGAACCAGAUGCAGUUGCAUGCAACUGUGCCACAAAUGCCAUAAAUAAGUACUCUUCCUCUGAAGAAUAUUCAGAAACCAAAAGCAUCAGGAUGAUUAAGCAAUCAUUCUUUGAUGCAAUUGAACAAAUAGCUGACGUUCAAGUCAGAAAACAUUGCCUUGAAGAAGCCAGACAGGCUUUAGAAGAAAACAGAGAAAGAUAA
Messenger RNA from Telopea speciosissima, 1599 nucleotides. RefSeq lists its product as uncharacterized. Gene Ontology annotation, molecular function: nucleic acid binding; zinc ion binding. Lineage: Eukaryota; Viridiplantae; Streptophyta; Magnoliopsida; Proteales; Proteaceae. The transcript has a single exon. The record is from RefSeq and is a predicted model, not a curated record. Bases 1 to 1599 code for a protein of 532 amino acids.